Molecule: messenger RNA, 179 nt
Organism: Sphaeroforma arctica JP610
Lineage: Eukaryota; Ichthyosporea; Ichthyophonida
Exons: 1
Source: RefSeq, a predicted model, not a curated record
CGGAGUCGGCGUUGCUGUCGCGGUGUUCUGGUGCGCUGCUAGCCCUGCAGAAGUCCAUUCGCAAAUGUGGGCCAACUAUCGACAACAAAGCGAGUCUUUCAGAGGGUCUUAAAGCGGCUGCCGCGUGUCUGGCGCAGGCGGCUGGGUUGGCUGCGGCAGAGACCAAGGUGUGGUUGUAG